Punctularia strigosozonata HHB-11173 SS5 is the source of this 735-nucleotide messenger RNA. RefSeq lists its product as uncharacterized. The annotation marks the transcript as partial. Lineage: Eukaryota; Fungi; Basidiomycota; Agaricomycetes; Corticiales; Punctulariaceae. The transcript is spliced from 3 exons. The record is from RefSeq and is a predicted model, not a curated record.
AUUGAAGGAGAAUGGUGCUCAGAUUACGUCGUUUCCUCGUAUACACCAACACUCGGCGCCCUAAUCACAGCGAGGUCGGCGCAUAUAUCCCCGAAGAAGCAGGAUAUCCAGGCACUGGUGGCAGCGGUUCCCUCGCCAUACAGGCCAGAGUGGCGGGACCUCGUUUGUACGCGGGAGGAACUCGGCACGAUCCGGAGUGUAAUACCAGAACGCGCGCUGAUGGCAAUUCCGCCGGCGGACGAUGCUCUAGCAUCCGAGAAAGGUGGGAUGUCUGCGCAAACACUUCUUGAGAAGCUACCUCAGGCAACCAUCCUGCACCUUGCGUGCCACGGUCACCAGAACCGAGAGGACGCGCUCAAGAGCGGAUUUGUGAUGCGGGACGAGAUGGUGACGAUAGAGAAGCUAAUGCCAAUUUCACUCCCGCACGCCUUCAUGGCGUUCCUGAGCGCCUGUGAAACCGCGAAGGGAGACAAGAAUCAACCCGACCAGACAGUCCAUCUCGCUGCGACUUUGCUGUUUGCCGGGUUUAAGAGCGUAAUCGCUACCCUCUGGUCGAUGGAAGAUGCUGACGGUCCCUUCAUUGCGAGAUCCGUGUACGAGGACCUAUUCGGCGGUUCGUCAGAGUACCUUAACGCGGACGACAUUCCAUAUGCGUUGGACCGAGCGGUACAGAAGCUUCGCGAGUCCCACCCGAACCCCAGUCGAUGGGCGCCGUACAUUCAUAUAGGGAUCUGA